Molecule: messenger RNA, 2484 nt
Organism: Penicillium brevicompactum
Lineage: Eukaryota; Fungi; Ascomycota; Eurotiomycetes; Eurotiales; Aspergillaceae
Product: NCBP1 family protein
Exons: 7
Coding region: 1-2484 (827 amino acids)
Biological process (GO): mRNA export from nucleus; nuclear-transcribed mRNA catabolic process, nonsense-mediated decay
Cellular component (GO): nucleus; nuclear cap binding complex
Molecular function (GO): mRNA binding; RNA cap binding
Source: RefSeq, a predicted model, not a curated record
AUGGCUGAAUACGAGCGUCGAAACCAGGGCCGCGGUGACCGAGGUGACCGCGGUGGGCGCAAGCGCCGCUACAGAGAUGACGAUGAUUUCGAUCGCCGCCCUCAAAGACGCCGAUAUGAGGAGCCAUUGUUCGCUGUCAUUCGUCGGCAGCUGUUGACAAUCGCCGAAUCGGCUGCUCGCAGGGUUGAAGAUGAUAUCCAGGGCAUCGCGAAGUCAGUGGCGGACAACUUUGAGGAUGAAGAAAUCCGCCGCGACUUUGUCAACAUCUCCCUUGAUCUAGUUCACGAACAACCCAUGAAGAUCCCCUUUAUCGCCGGUACUGUUCUCGUCGCACACAGCUUGAAGCCUGAGCUUGGAACGGAAAUUAUUGUCAAGGCAGCUGGCGCUUUGCAGCGAUACAUUGACACUGGCGCAUGGCGGGAAGUGAAGCUCUUGAUUCGUUUCUUGGGAAUUCUUCAGCCACUUUAUGAGGGCGAGGGUAUUUUCCCACUUUUGGAGGAGCUGUUUGCCCGUGCAGUUGACCUGCAGACGGCCUCGUCCGAGGAUCUUCUUGGCCUCGAGCUCGUGAAGAUUAUCCAAUUCACCCUUCCCUAUGUGAUGCUGUCUCCUGCCUCCGGAUUUGAGGCGCAGGCGAACGGCCUCCUCGAGAAGACCGACAUCAUUGCGACCACACCACAUGCCCUCGUCGAUUUGGUAAAUACCUUCAGCCCAGAGGAGAACCAGUCCGCAGCUGGACAGAGCGUCAUCAGCUUGAUGCAGAACCAGCUUCAAAAAGAGGCUAGCAAUGGCUGGGAGCUCAAGUGCCUUCCUCGUCCCUGGAAGGAUCUUCGGGACUCCGAGACGGAUGAGCCGAAGUCAUUCGACUCGGUAGCCAAGGUCGCUUUCCCUGAGGUGACGGUGCCUAACCCCGUUCCGAACGGUCCACGUGCUCUCUUCCCGGAGGUGUAUCUCUCGGUCUACGCCGACCAAGAGGUCGAUACCGUUCCUUCCACUGAUGACAUCUCCUCGUCCCUCAUCCGAGACGCCUUGGUUGAUACUAUCAACCUGCUUGACUUCAACCGUGUGGCCACGGCCAAGUUCUUGAUUGAUAUCGACUGCUAUUUCACCCCUUACACAUUCGUGAAGCGCGCUACGCCAUUCGACCGCAUGCGCGAUCUGGCUGGUGAAAUUCAGCCCUGGAAGCCGGAGGAUGUGGCGGUCGAUGCCGUGUUCUCGCAGCUUUUCCAGCUGCCCGCGGCAGAGCACAAGCUUGUUUACUACCACUCUGUUCUCACCGAGUGCUGUAAAAUCGCCCCAGCGGCAAUUGCACCCAGUCUCGGUCGUGCCAUUCGCUUCUUGUAUAACAACCUCGAGACUAUGGAUUUGGAACUCAGUAACCGAUUCCUGGACUGGUUCGCUCAUCAUCUGAGCAACUUUGGCUUCACCUGGAAGUGGAGCGAAUGGGCUGAGGAUCUGGAUCUCGCCGCUAUCCACCCUAAGCUCUCGUUUAUUAACGGUGCUUUGGAUAAGGAGAUCCGUUUGAGUUUCGCUCAGCGUAUCAAGGGUACUCUCCCGGAACCGUACCCUAAGUUGAUCACUCCGGGCAAAGAAAAGGAUACCCCGGAGUUCAAGUAUGCGUCUGACAUGGCUCCCUACGCUAAAGAGGGCCAGGAACUCAUGCAACUGAUUCGGAAGAAGGCUACCGAUGAAGAGAUCCAGCCGGUUAUCUCAGCCAUCGAGGACCAAGCCAAGAGCCAAGGUGUCGAGGACCCCAAGAUUCCUUCUACAGAUGCAUUCGUCACCUCGCUCUGCUACGUUGGCUCCAAAUCCCUCUCACACGUUCUUUCCUGCAUCGAGCGCAGCAAGGACCGUCUUCUGGCCAUCGGUGCCGACUCCAAGCAUGCCCGUACCCAGAUUAUCACUUCCGUCAUGGACUACUGGGCCGAUCAGCCCGGCAUUGCUAUCAACAUCAUUGACAAGCUGCUCAACUACACCAUUCUCAGCCCCCUCUCCGUCCUCGAAUGGGCCCUUGUCGAAUCCGUCGCCGCGGGCACCAUUCUCUCCAAGCCUCACGUCUUUGAGAUGAUCUCCGCCACCGUCGGUAAGGUCACCAACCGCAUGCGCCAGAUCGUUGCUGCCCGCACCCAACCCGGUCUCUACGAGCCCCAGCUUACGGUCAUCGAUGAGACCCUGUCCCGCGAACGCGAGGACAUGCAAACCCUCUUCAAGUAUAUUGAGGACUCGAUUGUUUCCAUCGCCGCGGGAAGCAAUGACGAACAAAUGGAACGCGGUGAUGGCUCAGGUGAUCUGCCCGAGGAUGCUAUCAUCCGUCAAUGGGGCCGCCGCUGGCUCCGUGUAUUCCGUCGCAAGCUAGCUGUUGAGGAGGCCUUCAUCUCCGAUGCACUGGCCACUGCCACUCCUCUCGGAACAGAGGCACCUGCUGCUGAAGCCCGGGACGGUGAUUUGGACAUUGCGGACGCGGACGCGGAUGCCAAUGUGCAAUAG